UUCCCAUACUACUUGAUACCAUUGGUUCAUGUUUACUCCUGACAGGUCUUUCCAAUGUCUGGUUAUGAUGUUUCUGGUUGCUGACAGUAGGUGGGUUAUGAGUUCUUUGUAUUCUGAGUGGGCAUUGUUGUCUUGGAAGAUGUUUAAUAAGACCAGUUCUGGGGUGAGUUCUAGCACUUGCUUAGUUAUCUUACAGAUUUCUGCUCAUUCAUUGUUAAGCAGUAACUUUUGUAUGUAUAGCCAGGGGAAGGGAGUGCUAUUACACAAGAGUGUCUAGAACAGUUUGCCACCAGUAUUGAAGACUUUGGGACAAAUUUUAGGUGAAAGGGUUGUUGACUUUAGUUGCAUAAAACACUCGAAAUGAGCUUGCCAAGCACUAUUUAAAAACCUUGCUUACAGUACACUGGACUUCUGCCUGUGUGUUGCCUCCAUUUUUAAAGAGGUGUUUACAUUUCCCUUUGGAAUAAAUCCCCACCUGCUUUAAAAAAAUAGUAGUCCAUAUUGGCCAGAACUAUUAUUUGUUGCAUGUUUAUGGAUCCAGGGCUUUUCGUUCUGAGUUCUAGCCCCUUCUCUGCAUUCUGAGAUGUCUUGAGUACUUUGUUUCUGAAGGUGCCCAGCCUGCCAUGCCCACCUCUUAGUUCACUUGGAUGCUUCAAAGUUGAAAUUAAAGAUCUAAUAAAUGUUUAAGUUAAAAUAAAAUGAUUUUGCUUUUGCCAGCCUACAGUCCUACAUAAACAAUAGGUGGAGAAGCACAGUUCAAUUGUAUGCAUGUUUAUCUGUAAACACCUGGUCUUUGAGCAUUUUUGCAUUGGAAAACUUACUGUACUCCUGUUUCACUGUCAUGGGAUGUUGUCAGAAUGAUAGUUAUGGGGUGCUGCUAACAGCAGAGAACUCUGCCAGAAUUAGUAGGCCUCAAAGAAAUAUUGUUCUCUCCUCCUCUGCCCCCUCCCCCUUGCUGAACCACUGGCAAGGAAUUCGAUUGUACUAAUAUGAAAAGUCAGAAGAAACCACUAUAUUUUUCUACCCUAGGUAAGUAAAGUACUGUAAAGUGGAUCAUGCUGCUGGGCAUUCCCUGAAAUUUAGGCAAUGUGGUGUAGUUGUUAGAGGGCAGUUCUACAUCUGUCACUGUCUCGUCUCACUCAUCCUACCUCAUGUGGGUAUGGGCAUGCAUGGGUCAUCCCUCUAAAAUGGCGUAGAAGUAUUGUCCUUAGAAGUAUUGUCCUUAGAACAGCUCAUCUUAAAAUUCACAAAGACUACAGUCUAAAUACAGCUCUGAAAGGAGACUCACUUCACUGCAAAAAACCUCUGUAUCUAGGUAAGGACAUAUUCCCACUACACUACACUUUGCUGUUCAGCUUUGACUGCUCUAAAGUAUUAAAAUAUACUUGAAUACCAGAACAUAACUUGACUAGAUUUACAAAGUCAUGCAACAGAUAUAGAUAUCUUCUCUUCCUCAAUCAGUCCUGUUGGUCAGGUUCUACCUGUGUCCUUGGAGCAGGUUGAGCAAAAUAAGAUGUCCAUAGAUAUUCAAUUGAGUAAUUCUCAGAUAUGGCUAUUAUAUGUUUGGUUGGCUAAGCUCAUGGCUUACAGGAAGCAUCUUUUGGACUAAGUAAGCCCACAUUGUAAAACUAGUUUUACAACAGUUGCACUUUUAAUUACUGUAUAGCACUGUGGUGGUGUAAUUAAAGUAAAAAAUAUAUAAUAAAGAAUUGUUGGGUACAUGCUUAUAGCACCUUCAGUUUGAAGUGUAGUCCUAUUAUAAGAGCUGUGAUACUUAAUGGGCAUGUCGUAUGCAAAUUGAGAUUAAAUUUGCCCCAUAUAUUGUAGGGGCGGAAAAACAGCUUGGCAGCCAAUGCAGUUUUGCUAUAGGCAGAGUUUUGGCUUUUAUCUCCUGAAGGAUCUGGGGAUGGGUUGGUAAUCUCUUCCACUUGGUGAAUUCCAAGCUCAGUUUUCCCUGAACUGGGAUAAAGUACAUCUUGCCUGUAUCUGUUUGUCAAGAUAGCAGGGGACUAGCUGAUCUGUCAUCGCUUCUUGCCGGAGAAAAUAAGAACCUUUCUCGAGAAGACCCCUGGUCUCAUGAACGAAUCAACGGAUAUCGGGAAUGGCAGCAUUCUGGAGCCAGCACUACGGCUCAGGAAGGGACACAUGCCCAAUCCUGCUGGGCAGGAAAGCCUUGAUACUGACCAAUCCAGUGAGCAGGGGCCCAUCUUAGUGGAGCCACCUGAAACUUCUGAACUCGAAAAGAGUUCUGAUCAUGUUGGCAGCGAUGAUGCAGCUCAUGAGGAUGAAGGAUUUAUGGGGAUGCUGCCUCUCCAAGCUCACCAUGCCAUGGAGAGGAUGGAAGAGUUUGUAUGUAAGGUGUGGGAGGGCAGAUGGCGCGUCAUCCCCUUUGACGUCUUGCCCGACUGGCUGAAGGACAAUGAUUACCUGCUGCAUGGGCACCGCCCACCCAUGCCCUCUUUCCGGGCUUGCUUCAAAAGCAUUUUCAGAAUACACACAGAGACCGGCAAUAUCUGGACACACCUACUAGGUUUUGUGUUCUUUCUGUGUCUGGGCAUCUUUUACAUGUUCCGGCCAAACAUGUCCUUUGUAGCACCUGUACAAGAGAAGGUCGUGGUUGGAGUGUUCUUCUUGGGAGCCAUUCUCUGCCUCUGUUUCUCAUGGCUCUUCCACACAGUUUACUGCCAUUCAGAAGGUGUCUCAAGACUAUUCUCCAAACUGGACUACUCUGGCAUCGCCCUUCUCAUUAUGGGCAGUUUUGUCCCAUGGCUCUACUACUCCUUCUAUUGCAACCCUCAGCCCUGCUUCAUCUACUUGAUUGUCAUCUGUGUCCUGGGCAUCACAGCCAUUAUAGUUUCCCAAUGGGAUAGGUUUGCAACCCCCCAGUAUCGAGCAGUACGAGCAGGAGUGUUUCUGGCUCUGGGCCUUAGUGGGAUCAUCCCCACCCUGCACUUUGUCAUCUCGGAAGGGCUCCUCAAGGCUGCCACAAUGGGGCAGAUAGGCUGGCUGGCUCUCAUGGCCUGCCUAUAUAUCACUGGCGCUGCACUGUACGCUGCUCGCAUCCCGGAGAGGUUCUUCCCGGGCAAGUGUGACAUCUGGUUCCACUCCCACCAGCUGUUUCAUGUGUUUGUAGUGGCUGGUGCAUUUGCGCACUUCCAUGGAGUUUCAAACCUUCAGGAGUUCCGCUUCACAGUUGGCGGAGGCUGCUCAGAGGACGAGAUGCAGUAAAAGUGACCGCUUGUCCAGGAUCGUAACCAAAAAAGCAGAACUGUUGGAGCAGCCAGUCUACACCUGGCCCAGGGUGGUGUGGAAGCUUCGCAGGGAUUCUAACUAAAACUUGGAAGAGAAAUUCAUACCUCAAGCAUUGGAGUGAAUUGAUUCUGAAGACCUGGAAGUUCUUAAACCCUAAUUUAUUCCUGGCGUCUACAGACUAAGCUACAGAAAGCCCUUUCUUAAUCAGCUUCUGUUCAAUGCCAUAUUUAUUUGUAGAAAAACGAGGGGUUGUCAUGGGGAGAUGGCUUAGCAAUUUUUUUUCUUUUUAAAAAUCUAGCUUGAUUAAGAUUUGUAUCUUGUUCAGGUAAGUUGAUUUUUAGAUGCUCUUUUGGGAGGAAAAAUGUAAAUAAGAUUUCUAACAUUCUGUUUAAUUGAAAAGUUUAUAUAAAUGUUUUAAAAUUGUGUGGGAGGGGAGGGGUUUUUGUAUAGAUUGCAACAUGCAAGUACCACACACUGUUUCAAGUUUGCACGAACCCUUUUAAGUGCAAGAGGGCCAGGUGAAACCCCUGCAGCAUCUGGGUUCUACAGAUUCUUCCUAAUGUUUGGGGAUAUACUGGACAGCUAGACCCAGCAGGCUCAGUCUGCACACGAGGGUUCAGGGUAAGCAAGUGUGGGCAACCUUAAAUCGGGCUGAUGCUUGGGCCCCUGUAUGUUCAGAAGGCAAAGGCAGGAGACAUUGUGCAGCUGAGCUCUGCUCACUUGGCAGGGCGUGCCUUCUAAGAUCUCUGCCAUUUUGUGGAUAGUCUUUAGGUGGUCUUUCUUUCCACCAGCCUUUUGCUGUGUUGGGAUUUGAUGGCUUAAGGCACAAUAUGGUAUGUAUCUCGACCUCUUUGGUGGUGGGGGUCUCUUGUCAGUGUUUCACCAUUCAGUUGGGCCUGCUAUCCUUUUUUAUCCAAGUGCAAUUGUUAGUGUCAGGCAUCUGCCUUCUAGUUGAGAGACAGUAGGAUAAGAUGGUCUGCAGGGAGUGAGGAGAAACAUAUGAAAAAGCAGCCUUAGACUAGCUGUUAAUUCAUUAUAGAUUAUGUUGUGUGCUGCUGAAUUACAGUAGCACUAAGGUUGCCCGGUAUUAAAUUCCACCAAGCUCCACUUGGCUGCAAUGUAACACUGCCGAUCCUUCUUGCUUCCUUCUGGUAUAUAAGACAACGCUGCGCACUAGGCUAAAUUCUUUCUUUAAAAAGAACAGCUUGCAGAAUCUGCUUGGAUAUUACAUUUUUGCCUCUCCUCAAAAGAGUGCUUGGUACCCAAGAGAAGCUUGCCUCUUUAAACACUUCCCCAGAUAGCUUAACUGCUUGUGGGGUAGCCGUACAUUCUGAGAAGGGCAAAUUAUCACUAAGCAGAAUACUCAGUCGGGCAAGAAGUGUAGUUGCUGUUUUCUCCUGCUAGGCAGGUGAGGCAUGUUAAGAGCUGGAGAGAAAUGUUUGACACAGUGUAGAAUUUGUGUUUUUGAAUACUCACAGUGGGGGCGGUUCCUUUGCCCCAUAGUAUAAUUAACUACAAGUGUUGGGGGCUGAUAGAAUUUGUCACAUUUUAAACUGCUUUUUUGAUUAUUAGAAGGAGGUUGGUCUUUCUGUCUUUUCUGUCUCCCACUCUCAAAACAGAACCUUAGUGUUUAGACCUACAAGAGGUGCUUAAUGGGUGCUUGUAGGCAACUUCAGAUGUGUAUAUCCUGGGUAGGAUCCUGAUGGGCUGAAUGCAGAUAGGCCAGAAUGGCACCCUAACACUUCUGAUUGUUCAAUCCCAUACUAAAAUACAGAACAGUAUUAAUUGAACCCCUUUAAUGGAACAGGAAGGCCAGUGAUGAUUUAACCUUCCCAGUGGUAAAUGUAGCCAUCUGGAAGAAGGAUGGUUUGUCUGAUGGGGAAAGUGCUAAUACAUAUCGGACUCAGAUCUACCUAUCUUGAAAAGCACUUUUUUUGAGAGAGUAGUGGUAACUGGCUGCUUCUGUAUUAGCAGCAGAAAUAGCACCUCCCCAUUCUAGAUCAGGCAUCCCCAAACUGCGGCCCUCCAGAUGCUUUGGCCUACAACUCCCAUGAUCCCAAGCUAACAGGACCAGUGGUCAGGGAUGAUGGGAAUUGUAGUCCAAAACAUCUGGAGGGCCGAAGUUUGGGGAUGCCAUGCUCACUCCCAGAAAGGGUUUCUUACAACCUGGUCCUACAGCACACAACCUGUACAAAAACACACCCUCCACUUCUACCCCUUUGGUAUCUGUUUAGGACAUUUUUUGUGUCCCAAUAAGAAAAACUGCUUAGCUGUGCACUUUUCCGUGGUGCUUGCUGAGACUUCUUCCCAGGUUGGCACCUGAAUGCCUUACUCUCAGCAAUCGGAGGUUCGCUUUCUUUGUGUGUGCAGGUUUUCAGUAUAGUAUAGUUCAGAAUUACAGCUUUCUUUUCCCAUUAACUAGUGGCCUUGUUCAGUAUUUUAUUUUUUAAAAAAUUGCUUACUGUUGGAGGCGACAAAGCACAUCUUGGACUUUGAAGAUUGGGGUCUCCAGGCAAUGGGAUCUCAUUACUUGUUGUAUUCUUAACUUCUAAUAAAAAGAGCAAAUGCAAUGGA
This is a messenger RNA of Zootoca vivipara (common lizard), 5826 nucleotides long. RefSeq names its product adiponectin receptor 2 (gene ADIPOR2). Gene Ontology annotation, cellular component: plasma membrane. Lineage: Eukaryota; Metazoa; Chordata; Lepidosauria; Squamata; Lacertidae. Gene Ontology annotation, molecular function: signaling receptor activity. The record is from RefSeq and is a predicted model, not a curated record. Gene Ontology annotation, biological process: adiponectin-activated signaling pathway.